AUGGAAUCGACGAGAAAGUCUGCGCAAUCUGCGACGAAAGGGUAAGGGUAGGAAAACCUCAUCCCCAACGUUAUUUAUUCUCUUACGGGUGACGAAACGAGAAAUAAGCGGAUCCAAAUUUUCGUACAGUUUUGCAGUGCAAACAUUUACACCGGAACUAAAGAAGAAAUCAGUCCAGUCGUUGGAGUUAAGGUGUGGUAAUAAUUCGGUCGAGCGAGUUGAUCGGAAAUCGCGGAAAAAGCUAUACUUUGGAACAACGUUUUGUCAGCCUCGAAUUCCAACGUUGAAACAACUAUGUCAUGGUCUGAGCCCCCGAGUGGUCCUAGGAAUGACACUGACGAUAGCAUGCAGCCUGUACAGAAAAUCAGGUCAAUUAUGCUUGAUCCUCGGGUGGGAAAUUCGGCAACCUGAGUCCACAUUCCAACAUCUACAGCCUCAAGAAAGUCUUCGAACCUUCUGGGGCCUGAAGGCGGAGACCAGCGAACUUCAGGGAGAUUACAAUCACCCGCAACCAAAUGAUACUUAAAGCUUGAGUCGGACGCAGCAUGAAAUGCGUUGAGAGUAAACGGUCACAAUUGUCGUUGGCGUUGGGAGGGCGAUUGAUGCAGCCAAAGAGUAAGGAGAAAUUAUUUAUUAGUAAAACUUGGAGCUAGCAGCUGCCUGUUACUGCGGAAAAAUUCAGGAGGUCCAGCGGCAAAAAUGUAAGUGUUUGCGUAAUGUAGACGCAGCUGCGCCCACCACGGCUUACUUGAUGAUCAUUUCGAAAGCAAUUAUAGCCUGGAAGAGAGAGUUUGGUGUCAGCUACGGAGAGUGACGCCCACGUUUCAUUUACUAAAAAAAUAUCUGAACGGUGGACGAACACCAGAUUCUGAAGCAAAGGCAUCUGUUAAGCAAAAAUCUGGCAUUUAAAACAAGAUUUUGAGGGGAAAGGCCGUUGUUUCUGAGGGGGGUGUGCUACGUCGUCCAGUGCUGGGCUGCCCACGGAGCAAACGGUCCGGAUGUAAUCAUCUGGUUCUGCAAAUAUUUUGUAACAUCAAAAAAGCCUGACGUGGACAAAACGGGGUAUGACUUGGGGUAGGAAAUGACGGGGAGGUAAACUGGUAACCAUUGUUAGCUAACUUAUUUUCAGCUGGAAAUCCGUUGGUCAGAUACUGCAACAGAUCCCCGCCGGAACGAAACUGAGGAUCGGAUGAGUUAUCUGAUCCAGUAUGGGCAUUAGCAUGAGGAAUACAUUGGUAACACGGCCGUGGAGGAAACAAGUUAGGGGGUGGGGCACGUAUUGCUUCCAUUGGAGCAAGAGUUCUAUUAAACGGCGGGAAAAUCGGCAUAUUCGGCCUAACUGCCUCGAUAUGAGUGAUAAGGGGCAGUUUGGAACACGCUACGAUUUGAGUCGGGGUAUUUGAGGCACUGUUAGCCGAUUGUGUAGGCAAAGAUUUUGUAAUGGUGCUGGAUUUAUCGAGUGUUCGAGUGGCUGAGACAGCAAUUGGAUUUGCCUUUGACUUAGGCACAUGCUUAAGCUUACUAUGGGCUGCUGGGGGAGUCGCUAGAGGCGUUUGUAUACCAGGGGUGUUGUUUCUUCUAAAGACCUCAGCAUUGAGAGUAGUCGAAUUCCCUACGGAAUUGACUAUGCCGUGACGUGCAGAGGCCGCAGAUGGUGCUGUAGGGAACUUAUCCAAACUGACAGUAGGUGUCAUUAUCCUGGUGUGGGUUUUUGCCGAUUUUAAUUUAUUCAGUCUUCGCUGCAGUGGUGUGAGUUCUGGCAAAACGGAGCAGCGCCAUUUACGGCAGAUUUCUCUAGUUAUCUCCCUCCUCGACAAGAUAAAAUCGACUUCUAUCAUGGAGAAAAGGGUAACUAGUAUCGGCGCAUUACAGCUAAGCGAGCGCAGGCGUUUAGCUUGUGCGACACUUAAACUCAAGCCACAACUUUGUAGGAACAAAUGCGCUCCCUCCAUAGCAGAUAAGUGGCUCGGAAUGUUUCGCAGUACAAAAUUAUGGUUGCGUUUAAUUCUCUCCUCAGUUUCAGAACUUAUUACCUCAAUAAGUUUAAAAGCUUGUGCAAUUACUUUGUCAGAAGUGCUGUUUAUGCCGCCAUAUAUCAACUGAUCGAGUAUUUUGUCAGCUGAUGGCCUGCUGCGACUAGCAGAGGCGUAUUUUGGACGAGUAAAUGGUCAAGAGGUUCUACAUGUACCAUGUAUGCAAAAGGCGAAGGACAUAUGCUGGCACCUGCUUUGUUCUCGGUCACGAUUCUAACACCCAGAGACGGUGGGGAGGCCGCCAGCUUUCCUCGUUUAGCACGUGCCCUGCGGGGCAUUACAGACAAAAAAGUUUUCGUUGCAGUAGAAGGAUCAAAACGUUGCUAAAGUACAGAAAAGCGCACUGAGUAGCAAGUACUACUGUUAUUUAACUACGAAAACUAAAACGAGAUAGUCUGGAAAGGAGUCACUACAAAGGUUUUUACUAUUUACGACUAUUUUGCCAGACUGUCAAACAAAACUGUGAAACAUCAUACCUUGUAUUCAAAGGCGACUUUUAAAGGGACUCAAGUAAAAAACAGACAUUAAUUGCUUAAGAAUAUCCAAGUAAAUGCAAAGUUUCACUUAUCUUUGAAAUUGAGCUGCGAUCCUUGAAUUUGACCUUUCGUGCACCCUCAGUAGCAGAUGCGUGAUUCAGAAUGUUACGAAGUUUAAAAAUAUGCUUCCGUUUUAACCCCUCAGUUUCGGUGAUCAUUACCCCAAUAACUUUAAGGGCCUAUUCAACAGCUUUUUCUGCAGUACCGUUAACAUCGCCUUGUAUCAACUGAUCUACUAUUUCGUUAGAUGAUGUACCGCUAAUACAGGCAGCGACGCAGUUUUUAGUCAUAUCUAGAGAAAGCUGCGAACACACACUGACGCCGGUUUCUUCUCCGGUCAGGGUUCUAGUACUCAGAGAUGGUGAAAAGGCCGUUAGCCUUUUUUUAACAAGUCCUCUUGGGGCAUUGCAUGGUACUAUACAGGUUUCCCUUGCAGUACAAGAAUAAAAAUUUGCAAACUCACAGUAAAACACACAAAACAGCAAACGCCACUGUUAAUUUGUUAAAAUAACGAGAAGAAGACGGUGUGACACGGCGUCAGUAAGCAAGCGCUUUGCGAAAUGCAGCUAAUCUACCGGACCAUAAUAAGGCUAGGAAGAAAUUGUACCUGGAAAUAAAAAGCGACUUUUAAGAACUCAAUCAAAAAUACGCAUUCAUUGUCCAGGAAUAUCCACUUAAAAACAAAACAUCGAUUUUCUUCGAAAUUAAGCUGUGUGACUCAACAUCUGGUGCCCAUAUUCUACACGCACAACUCGGCAUUCACAGAUGUAGAGAAGGGCUGCCCGAAUGGAUGUACAGUACACGCAGAGCAUCGUGGUGACGCAGAUGUCGCUUCAGAUCGCAAAAUACCUCUCUAUGUCUUGAAAAAAACCGGAAGACAGUAUCGACCUGGUAGACAGUGUCACCACGAAAUAUUUCAGUAGCACCAGUUGGAUAUUCUUUUACUAUGCUAAAUCCUAGUGAACUAGUUUACUCCGACGGGAGCAAAUAUUCAAAGUAUCUCAAGCAACUUUAGUCGCUAUUCGUCACAUCGGGCUUAGUAGAACAUAUCUGAGAAGACGCAUCGAGGUUUAGACCACCCACUUUCCUUUCAGGCGCAAAUUUGUAUCGUCUUAGUAAGUUAUAAUUCUAAUCUGUUAUCUGCGUUUCUCUAAAUUUGCAUUAAGAUGGAAGUCUGUGGGGUAUUGCAUAUGUAAUAUUACACCCCAAUAUAUAUAAAUAUAUAUAUAUGCACUUAUUUAAAGAUGUGCAUAUGCACUUCAUACAAGUAAUCAAAUAAAGUUGUAGUUAAUAGCUUGAGUUAUCAAUUACACCUGUGUAUAAUUACUUGUAUACAAGUGCCUGCAGACACUUUUAUAUGGGUGGCAGGAAGAACACAUCUAGGACCUUAAUUAUAAUUAGGGGUCUUAAUUAAGACCCAAGACUUCGUUCGCAUACACUACCUCUCUGUUGCCACACGCGAAGUUGUAAAAUUCGUUCGAAUAUUUGGAUCUAUAGCAGUCAAAUCACCGGGUUAAAUCAUACACACGUGUGAAACUUUUUAUUGCUGAACAGUAACCAUCACAUUGGCUUUUACAAGAGGCAGUUGGACGUUCUUUCGGGCGCAACAGCCGGUGAAUUGACCCUUUUCCACGUCAAAUCAGCUGCACGUUUCAGUUCAUCCGCGGACGUUAUGUUAAUAUUAACGGGCCUGUGUUUUCCAGCUGUUUAGGUGGGUAAGAGGAAGUGUUUCGUAGCCGAAGGAGCCAUACCUAAUGCAUAAAUACUUGUCAUUCUUAGCGCUUAUCUUACUCCUAGUCGUGGUUUUCAUAUGUCGUUCACUGACCGAAAGUUUUAGCAUAUUUAUCUUCAGGUUCGCAUAGGCUGAGAUUACGAAGUAAGGCGUUGUACAAUGGUAUUUCUGAUCAUGCUCAAGUACAUUUGACUUUAUGGCAGUUCGGUCGUUGCUCUCACCGACGUCUAUAGUGUUCUCGUAACAGAUGGACAAAAAGAUAGUGACAUGGGAGUGAGUUGGUUUUUAGCGAUAACAGACUUGUGCCGCAUCUACAGCAUUCCUUCCUCCACUGAUCAUAUGCGCCCGGUGUCAAGAAGACUCAACGAGACCGCAGGAUGGAUCCGGCAAAAUCACUGGCAGGACUAAAUGGCCCAUAUGCGUGUGCCACAAUACCGGGUAUAAAUGCAAUGUAACGAGUUAUCAAGUUCGACUUCAUAAGUAAAGCAAAAGUGGGACGUAUGCUCUAUCCUAAAUUACCAGGAUUUAUUUGGGCUUCACCGCUGUGGUUACUCAUGUACCUUACUCAGGUUGCAAGGAUCUGGAAAAUCUUAACAAAUACUUCUUAUGCUUUCCCGUUUGAUUUGUUAACAGUAAAUUCAGUUUUAACCAAAUGGAUGCUCGAUAAUGCUCUGCAGACUUCAAUUGGUCUUCCUUAAGUUUUUGCUGUUUUGUAUGCAUGCUGAUCCACCCUUGUAUGUUUAAGAAGGCUGCAUAUAUAACUUUUCAACAUUAACAGCCAAUUUUAAUUUGGGCGUUUGCAUGAUUAUUUAUAUUAACCUCCAACAAUUAUUGAUCCGCAAAGUGCAAUCAAGUCUAAAAAGAUUAAUCUCCCUGACAAACGUGGGCCAGCUUCCCACUUUAGGAUGUUCACAUUUCCUCCUCUGACAAUUUUUGUUGAAUUUUUAAGAGAAUAAUUUACUUUUUUAAACAAGUUAGUUGUCUGGUAUUGCUUUUCAAACUGUAUUGGCUUCCUCUGUUUUCUUGGACAUUGAUUUUGCAUCGGCACAAUCUGAAGGCUGUUUAUCAUUUCACUCAUUGGCGUGCCACCCGCAGUCUUAUAGUUUUUGUUUCAUUUAAUGAAACUAUUUUGGUGAAACAUUCGAAAAAAUAUCUAUCCGCUAAAGUAAAGCAGAUAAGACACCAAAACUCUUUUCAUUGCUUAUUGUUUUGUUUCGGGCGCUUACCAAUUUUAUGCUCCGGAGGGAAAACUUGAUAACAUAUGUUGGCAAGACUGUCACCAUUAUAACAAAAAUCACCAAACAAGACAACAUCUGACGUUAAAACAGCCUGUAGUCAUCAGUUUGAACGAUUUUGCUAGAUAUAUUCCACAAUUUUGAACAAGCAUGUACACAUUUGAGUCUGCGUGCACGAAUAAGUCAUCCUCUCUUACGUUGUUUUUAUUCAUUGAUUCGAAUUUACAUUAACGACCUUUUAGGAGUUUUGCUUGCCUUUUAACAAGACCAGUAAUUAGUUACACCGUAAUGAGAACGACGGUCAAAACACCUGCUUAAAAUAAAAUCAAACUUAAAUAAGGGGAACAGCAAAGUGCCAGUAUUCAGUCGUCCGAAGGGAGUGCUUUGCAGUUUAAGACUAGGAAAUAGAGUGAAUAAGGCAUCUAACGCCCCAAAUGGGUCAAGAAACAAUAAUUUUUACAAAAAAUACGGAACAACGCUUUUGACGGCCUAUUUCUAUACUUAGUAGUCCCUUGUUCUGUGCUAUGCGUGCUUUUUGCUCAUAUCUUAAUUACGAAUUUUUCUUUUCCAUCAACAGCCAGCGUUACGAAAUGUUUACCACAAAAAGGUUAGUUCUAAGUUCUCUUUCGUUUUUAUGACGUCCUACAAAAUUGUAAGUCGUCUUAGUUUUUGUUAAAUAAAUGAGGCGCUCACUAUUUUGACUUAUCAUUGGCCUCCUGGGCUGAAUUUGUAAAGCAACUUUGGAGAUGGCUUAACGUUACUUUUUUUAAUUUAAAGCACUAUGAACCAUUCGGUUUUUGUGGAGCUGUGGGUAUAAAAAUUAAAAACUACAUUGUAAAAACGCCAGGUCUUACCUCUUUCGCCUUAACUUGUUGUUACUUCUUCUUAAAACCAAUGUGGGGCCUAAUUCACAUUGCUUCCUGAUCUAACAUUUUAUUCCUUUGAGUCAAAGCAAGCGAAAUCAAGCAAGAUUGACAUCUGUUUGGCUCAUUAUCAGUGGUUUAUUUUGAUAAUUAUCCUUUCUGAUAUCCGUUAAUUUUUUUACCACAGAGAUUUGAUCCUGCUGGUUUAAUUUGCUUUUCUGCAUUCCAAAAUAAGAAGCGAGGGAAUUGAAUUGUAUAAGUAUUUCCCAUGCUGACAACACAGGUACUAUCUAAAAGCUCACACACGCGUGUUUCGUCGAUCUUAUGUCGCUGCCUGACGCAGCUGCAAGGAAUGCGGCCCAUCAGUCGGUCUCCCGGCCUCUUCUAUGUGUUUUCUUCUAUAUGAACUUCAGUUUCAUCUUGCUUUGUUUAUUUUCCAAGAAAAUCGGUGCGAUAACUCGGAGUACAUCCCCUAGCACACACCUGUUCAGACACGGUGCGCUGCGUUAGGCAGCAGCUAUUACCUUUGCUGUCAGUACGACAAAUAAUUACACGAUUCUAUAUUGUUGGCUGCCUGUUGGUGGUUUGUGAUUAAUACGCAGUUAUGCCGCAGUGGCCGAUGGAUUUCAGCCCAAAUAUCCUUAUCAACUCUCGGACACUGCCCAAAAAGGUCUGUUCCAAAAGAUUUACUCCAGGUUUGCGCAUAAAUUUCCUCUGGAAUUAAACAGGGCAAGGUAGGGAAUUCAUAUACGCUCAGUGACGUUAUUACUCGUCAGCCAUGUUUUUCGGAACGUCAGGCAAAAAAUCUCUUUCGUGAAAGCUUCCUUACCCAAGUCCUUUUUAUUACUCUCAAUUUCGGAACUAAUGUUUAAAAACUGUAACUUUUAAGCUAAAAAAAUUUGUAUCUUUGCAGAACUAUCGUGUAUCGUUCGAUUUUUCUCUUCUACACAAAACUUAUAGUGCAGAUUAAGGCCAUGCACUUUCUUCGCGUUAUUUUCAGAUCUGAAAAUAACCCAAUUAAAUUGACGGAUGACGCUGCUUACCUCAUCAAGGAACUGGGACAAGCUCUGAAGGAAGCCUUAACCGAGGUUGUUAUAAGGAAGCCUCGGGAUCCCAUUGAGUUUAUCGCUCGCUUUCUGCAGCGUGUAUUCGAAACAAGGGAAUAUGAGAGACAAGUCAGUUUACAAACUAUUACACCAUUUUAUCCUUCGUUGUAUGCUUCUGAUGCUAUUUUGAUUCUUUCAGUGUUGUAUCCAACAGGUGGAGAAUAUCCCCAAAUUUUUAUCCGCUCUGGUCAUUAGGAGACCAAAAACUGAAAUAUGCAUAACUCAGGACUUCUUCCCUUUUCCUUCAGGCUGAAGAGGAUUUUCAGCGGGAAAAGGAGAUCGAAAGGGAAUUGGCGGAGAAGCGCGCCAACGCACUUCGACUUGGCAACGAGCGCAAGAUGAUUGAAGCCGAAAAUCUGGCUAAGGUUAGAAAAAUUCAUAAAAGUGAAGAUUUACUCGAAGCCAUUGCGUCUUUUUCCACAAAACUAGAUUUUUUCUUUAACGUAGGACAGACUUACAGUUGUAGUGUACUUUUCGAUGUCCAGAUUAAUUAAGAAUUGUUAAUCAGUACGAUUUACUACCUAAACUUAGGAAGUGCGAAUGGGUUCUUUUGAAUUGUUUGUCAGUCCUCAACUUUGAAACGAAACAAAAAUCUGCUGUUUCAUCUUAUAGCUAGGAUAGAUCGCUGAGGGUCAAUUUCAUGCAAGCAAAAUCGUUGAUAAAGCUCGCUUCUUCCUUCUGAUUAAUAAUUUUUAUUUAGGGGAUCUUUCAGUUUGAAACAGAGUACUUAUAACGUAUCCUUUACGUGUUAUUCAAAUAUGAAUAAGAAACCUGAGUAAAAAUCAUUCACCUUUUAAAGUUUCGUUUGGUCUGUUUAAAAAUUACAAAUUGCAUGCAUUCCACGACGUCACUUUUAUUAUGGUUAACAUAUUAAUAUGUUAACCAUAAUAAAAGUGACGUCGUGGAAUGCAUGCAAUUUGUAAUUUUUAAACAGGCCAAACGAAACUUUAAAAGGUGAAUGAUUUUUACUCAGGUUUCUUAGAGUCGUGAGCUUCCGGAUAAGUUAAUUAACUUAUCCGGAAGCUCACGACUCUAGGUAACAUAUGCGACAAACAUAUCGCUACCGAAUUUAUGCAUUAGUGACGUCGCUGUUGUUCAAAAAUGUAAGGAUUUUAGUGUGAAGAUCUGCUAAUUUGGAAGGCUGAUCCGAAAAAGGGGUUACUUGAUAGUGGCCAUUAGAACUGUGCCUCCUUGUAUAGACGGUUUCAUUUCACACUGACGGCAGAAUGGCCAAAAUCUUUUCAGCGCAUGAUUAUUUUCCUGCCCCUUGCUAUUCUGUCCAGUUUUAAUUAAAUGAUAAAUGUAUCUAAUGGUACUGGAGAUAAUUUGUGGAAUCUGUAACUGAAUGUAGGUAAAAUAUGUCUCAAUACUGCAUUCUGAAAAUGGCCCUCCAUUAUCCCUGGGAUUUAUAACCUCUUAUUUCGUUCAGAUGGUUUUUACUGUUUUUUGAGCGCCAUAACCUACCUUUGUUAGGUCAACUGAUUCUUACUUGUCCAGAGUAUUUGUUUCCUGUACUUAAUUGUAAACUGUCAAGGCGGUGUGUUUUAUAGCUCUGUUAUAAAAUAUUCUUACUGGUAUGUUCUGAGUUUUUAAUCUCUACUUCAUAUAAACUCACGAAGAAGAUCGACUGAAUUGCAAUAUUAAUUAGUACGUAGAAGGUUACCGACAAAAGCGAGAGGAGUAGUGGGCUUUUAUACGCUUAAUUGGCGGUCGUCAAGCGGUCAUGUCCUAGCUCUAGGUUUGCACAGAUCCCGGGCUCCAACUUGAUUCCAUUGACCACUGAACGGCUAGAUCGCAGCUGGUAGCCAGGACCCGUGUGACAGGUGGCGGGAGGGUUUAUUUACUGGGGCUAUUUUGUGGGGCUCCGUAAUCACAUCUGGCCCAUUUGGCUUCCGUUUGACGUUUAAGGUUAGGAUUAGGGUGCCGGUAAAUGGUUUUCGAUUUUUGGGUUAGGGUUAUGUCUUUAGGCCUAGGUUUUAGGGUUACGAUUAGGGUUUGAACGUACAAUUAGGUUUCGGUAUUUCGGUUAGAUUUUCCAGUUACGGCUAUGUCUAAGGGCUACGGCUACGUUUACGAUUUCGGUAAAGGUUAGGGUUGCCGUAAGGGUUAGCGGUUGAUGUUUAAGGUUGAAGUUAGGGUUAGGGUUAAGGUCGCGUCCGCUUCCCCAUUCCUAGCUACCAACUGCGAUCUAACCAACUGAACAUUAAAUCAAAGGCAAUAACACUUGUUUCCGGACCUGAGUUCUGUCGAAUACAACCGGUGAAGUUCAAAUUCUGGGAAAACCGCCUCACUGAUUCAACUGCAAGGACGUACGCGUUCCAUUGUAUCAUAAAGCUCAAAUUAAGAGCCCUGACAAGCAGUCGCAUGGUAAAACUAACAGAUAAUGAGAUAAGCUAUGAAUAAUAUUUGUCUCAUAUCCAGUUCUUACACGAUGACCAUCAGAUCCAGAAGGUUAAGGAUUUACAAUACCUUAGAUCUCUUAUAGGGAGAAAAGACCACAGCACGUCCACACAAAUACGAACAUUAUAGUAGAUGAGCAACCUCAUGAAAUGUUGACUGAAAUUCUGAAAUACAUUUUCGGUUAGGAGUGGUUAAUUAAGUAGGGUUGUAAUAUCGCUUACUGUGCAGCAUACUCUCAAGAUAGCUCAGUCACGCCAGGAUGUCGGCCUUUGAACGCACAAUCUUUGAACCGGUUGCGUGAACUACGUCCUGUUAGAGGUGACUACUUAAGCAGUAUGAACCUAUCCCGUUGAUUUUCGACGUCCUUAUAUUUUCAAAUAUGAUUGAGCAGACAAGGUGCAUAAAAAAUAUUCUUUCCUUUACUGUUUCAGUAUCGGACUGCGUCUUUUUUAAAUUCGGUAGUUAAUGAAAAAUAUAUCUCGGUUUUAAAGGACGUCUUGAAUACCCCGAUAAUUUUGAACCCGACUUAUCGUUACACUUGCAUUCGGGGUUUCCAUACUACAAGUUCUAUGCUUUUAUUAUAAGAAAAAGCACUUUUCUAUACGCCAAUAAGAUGUCAUGCACAGCUCAAAAAAUUUUGUAACGAAUGUAGACCGCGUUUUUCAUUUUGUGAACAACCUCAGUAAACGUUCUGAUGCGAUGCUGCAUGGUUGGAAAAAUUAGACGUUAUUUUCUGCCAAACGGGUACAGGAAUACAUAUUUUUGUGUAUGUUUUCUAUAAAACAGAGUUUGCCUUAUAGGGGCAUCGGAAGUUGACGGGAAAAAAUCAUACUACUUAAACAGUCAUUUUUCACUGAUUGCAGUUUAGGCAGCCGGCUGUAAGGAAGUUCAUUCAAGAGUCAAAAUCUUGGCGUGACUGAAGUAUUUUUGGAUUAUGCUGCAUAUUAAUUAGUAUAACAACUCCAGUUAGGUAAUCUUUUCGAACUGAAAGCAUGCUUCGGAAUCUCAGCCAACAUUUCCUGAGAUAGCCCACCUACUGCGGUCACUCUCUUCAAUAAAGAUCAACUGGUAGACUCAAACCAACAGGACUUUUUAUACAAAUAAUGGUGAAUUAAUCAUGGUUGGAGCAGUAUUCUUGCAAUAAGUGAACUAUCGCAUUUGAUAAAGGAACGAUUAGAUAAUUUUGCGAGUUACACGUAUUUUACAAAAAGGGGAAAUAAUUUGACGGGGUGAUGGUGUGGACAUCCUGCAACAGAACUCUCAAUUCCUCAAUUCUUAAGAUUCAUAGGACACGAGAGGGCGAUUGAAGCAGCGUAGACUCGCAGGCCUCCGUUGUUUCUUGUAAACCCUAUCAACCAUAACUAUCCAUUUCCUGCUACACCUAACUUAAUAGUUCUAUAAGUGCAGGCAGAUUAAAAAGAUAACCCGCAAUUUCUGUUGUUCACAAACAUCUACUAGCGUACUGUCAUUAACAAACAGUAAAUGACUUUAAAGAUUCCAAUGACGCUGUAAGCACCCCUGAAGUCAAAUGCGCAUUGGCUUAUGCGACAGAGUCUUAACACCAUUUAGUCUCCUUCCUUACCUUUCCACCUUUUUGCACUUCUGACGUACCCGGUUAUAGCAGUCUUUACCAAACUCCCCGGUGGCAAGGUCCUUCUCCAUUGUGAACUACUUAGCGUGCUGUCUGACUGCUUAUAAAUCAGUCAAUGCGAUUGAAUCGCGGUUGGAGUCAGCAGGCUAUAUCCUGACUUGUAACACCCACCCACUUACCUCUCACCUGCCAGCAGAGACUGAAUCGAAUCUGUGACAUGGAAAAACUUUACCUCCUCGUCGAUAACGACGACUUUGUCUGAACGGUAACGAAAUAUUCAGCCGUGCAACAGUCUUCUCCUCUGAGCCGAUAGCUAUUGGGAAUUUUAGUAGAAUUCUGAAUUGUUUCUCGGCAAAGCAGUUGCCUCCAAAUUCGUCCUCAAAUAAUUGCACAGAUUCUAAUGAUUCACAAUUUACUCAUUUUUCAAGGAGGCCAAAGCCAGAGCCGAGAAAGCAGCGGAAGAGGCCGCAAAAAUUGAGGCCGAGCGAAUAGCGCUCAUUCAGAAUCUCGAUGGCGUCCAGGUACCGGUAAAAGACGUGGAUCCAAAGGCGUCAGAAGAACCCGAGCUGGAAGAGUCUGUCCCACAGGAAGAGGAUGAUGAAAACCCAGAGACGGGUGAGUGAUUGCAACUUUAAGGCUCUCAUCGGAAAGAGACGUUUGCUCCAAAUAGAUGCUCAAUUCCUCGUCAUUUUGCUGUUACAGGUGAAACCCCUCCAGAGACACCGCUUAACGAUGAGGCGAUCGCGGAUGCAAUUCUCGACGGCGUCGAGGUGCCGGCAAGAGACGUGGAUCCAAAGGCGUCAGAAGAACCCGAGUUGGAGGAGUCUGCCCCACAGGAAGAGGAAGAUGGAAACCCAGAGACGGGUGAGUGAUUGCAACUUUAAGGCUCUCAUCGGAAAGAGACGCCUGCUCCGAAUAGAUGCCCAUUUCCUCGUCAUUUUGCUUUUACAGGCGCAAUUCUUCCAGAGACACCACUUAACGAUGAGGAGAUCGCGGAUGCAACCCUCCCGGAAAAUGACGCUGAAACGGAGGAGAAUGCGGAGAGUGCUGUCGAUAAUGAAGAUAAUGGAGAUAAUGAGGAUGCUGACCAAAUAGAAUGA
Spirometra erinaceieuropaei is the source of this 12596-nucleotide messenger RNA. Lineage: Eukaryota; Metazoa; Platyhelminthes; Cestoda; Diphyllobothriidea; Diphyllobothriidae. The record is from the annotation of a GenBank genome assembly.